CACUCAGCAUGUAUAUCAGCGUCACCACAUGAGGUGGUCACAGCAAGAGCUGGGCACCCAUUGGCAUUGGCUCUUCAAUGCAUGAGAUCAAAGGCAGACGCUACAGCAACGAAGAAUACGAAUACGUUUGUGACCUGGACCAAAGUAGGGAUAAAAUAGCUGGUUGUGGCCGUCGUAGCAUGCAUUGCAGCAUUGCAAACGGGCGUGCUUGAUCUUUGUGCCGUGGGCUUUCCAGGUGCUGGCAAUCCCUGCCCUUUGACACAGACGAGGGGGCAAGUGAAUGGUAUUUUGGACGUGAAAGGGGCUUCAGGAGAGAAGUCUGUUAGUAAGAAGGCUCCUUCACUUUCUAAUUACUAGUGGAGGCUGUUUUGGGAGAUUAGCUGAAGCCAAUCAUGUCCUGAGCAUGGCAACCGAAGCAGACUUGCUAACUAGGGGAGGUGCCGGAGGAGGGCACUUUGAGUGGAUACCCAAGGAUGGCUUUUCUUGGGCUCGCGUGCCGGCUGAAACUGCGGCUUGCAAGUGCAAGGAGCAUGUGUGUGAGUUCAUGCAAGGCCUCAAGGCGACGGGUCUGUACUUUGCAAGGCAGUGCGAUUAGAGGGCACCAGUUUGCGGAACAGGCUGGGGGCCGAGAGCACAAGUUUGACCCAGCUCUCCUCUUGUCGGGGCUCACUCGCCAGUUCUCAACUUUCACCAGGAAUGAAGCUGGCCUGCCUGUGGUGUGGCACCCAGCUUACAGUGCCCCCCUGUUGCCGUCGUCGCACCGCUUUCCAAUGAAGAUCUUCCAGACGAUUUAUGACAGACUGCUGGAGACAAAGGUGGUGCGACCAGAGCAAGUCCAUAUUCCUGUUGAGCUGCCUUCCAUGGAACAAAUGAGCCUGGUCCACGACCCCGAGUAUGUGCGCGAAUUCUGUGAGGGGACCUUGUCGGCCGCCAGCCUCCGCCGCAUUGGCCUCCCCUGGAGCCCGGUGCUGGUGACGCGCACCCUGGCCGAAGUGGCAGGAACGCUGCUCACAGCGGAGCUGGCACUCGAGUACGGCCUCGCUUGCAACACCGCAGGAGGUACCCACCAUGCGUUCCGCGACUUCGGUUCCGGCUUCUGCAUCAUCAAUGACCUGGCGGUGACGUCAGCAGUCCUACUGGAGCGGGGGGCUGUGUCCCGGGUCCUCAUCGUGGACCUUGACGUGCACCAGGGAGACGGGACGGCCGCCAUCCUGGCACACGAGCCUCGAGUGUUCACGAUGAGCGUGCAUGCCGCCUCUAACUUCCCAGCAAAGAAGCAGCGCAGUGAUUUGGACGUUCCCCUUCCGGACGGCCUGGCCGACGAGGAAUACCUGGCGGUAGUGGCGGACCAUCUUCCGCGGGUGCUCACGGAUUUCCGGCCGGAUCUCGUGCUGUAUGAUGCCGGGGUGGACCCGCACAAAGACGACAGUCUUGGGAGGCUAUCGCUUACAGACGCAGGCCUCUUUCAGCGGGAGCGGAUGGUCUUUGAUACCUGCCUUGCAUUUGGGGUGCCGGUGGCGGCGUACGUCGGAGGCGGUUAUUCGACGGAUCUUGACGUACUAGCAGCUCGCCAUUGCUUCCUGCACCAAGCGGCAACUGAAGUCUAUGCCCAUCAUCACUUUUGAUUGCUUCCAAGUGUUCGGGCUAUGUGCAAUGAGAUGACUUUGGUUUGCGGGGUUGAAAAGGCGAUGUCCAUCUAUCUACAAUGAGGUGUG
This is a messenger RNA of Klebsormidium nitens, 1715 nucleotides long. The record is from the annotation of a GenBank genome assembly. NCBI's taxonomy places the organism in Eukaryota, Viridiplantae, Streptophyta, Klebsormidiophyceae, Klebsormidiales, Klebsormidiaceae.